Molecule: messenger RNA, 1179 nt
Organism: Chenopodium quinoa (quinoa)
Lineage: Eukaryota; Viridiplantae; Streptophyta; Magnoliopsida; Caryophyllales; Amaranthaceae
Product: voltage-gated hydrogen channel 1
Exons: 1
Biological process (GO): proton transmembrane transport
Cellular component (GO): plasma membrane
Molecular function (GO): voltage-gated proton channel activity
Source: RefSeq, a predicted model, not a curated record
UUGCACCUUAAUUUAAUUUUACAUCAAUGUCAUCCUUUUAUCAUGUGCCUAAUCAGCUAAUCUUGAUACUAUAUAGUAACUUAUUCACAGAAGAUCUAUACAUUCCAACCGAUAUGAUGACUAAUUUCUCGAGCCAAAUCGAGCAAUCACACCCUCCCCCCAAAUUAAUAAAUUCUUGCAUUACAAACACGGAAUCCUCUAUUCAAGGUCUCAUUAAGUUGUGUAGGCGUAGGAAGAAUUAUCAACAAAAAACUUUCAAGUCCUCAACAAAUAAUGAUCUAAGCAAUGACGUUGUACCAUGGAGACUUCAUCUAGUGAAUAUCCUAGAAUCCCCUCAAGCUCAUAUCGUCGUGAUUAUUCUACUAAUAUUUGAUCUCGCGAUAUCCUUUAUUGAGCUCUCUUCCUCUUUAACACCAACCAAAUGCAAAGAUGUGGAAGGAAGAAGACUACAAACAUGGUUUCAUUGGGUAGGAGUUAUAAUUCUAGGCCUCUUAUUUUUGAAAACAAUCCUUUUGUGUGUAGGGUUAGGCAGGGCAUUUUUCGAGAAUCUAGGCUAUGUUGUUGAUGGUGUGGUUGUAGUGGUGGCAUUGGUGUUAGAGCUGGCCUUAGCGAGGGUUGGUGGAGGAUUGUUGGUGGUGGUGAGCUUAUGGCGAGUGGUUCGAGCCGUGGAGAGUGUGUUCGAGUUAAGUGAUGAUGCCAUUCAAGCCAAGGUUGAGUAGGUGAUUAGUGAAUUUGUUGUGUUAAGAGAGGAAAAUAAGAGCCUUUUGGACACAAUUGCUAAAGAAGAAAAGAUCAUACUACAGCUUCAAGAACAGCUUGGUGGCCUUUAUACGCAAAUGUUAACAACUUCAAUUUUCUAAUCUACAGUAUUGUGAAUGACUUGCUUAUCUUUGUACAAUGGUAAAUACUUUUAUACAUUGUUAUAAUGGAUGCGAAAAAGACUAAACAAAAUCAACAAAUGAAAACGAGGGAGCCCCAGUUCCUCAUCACGAGGAACACUUUUGUUCCUUAUAAUGACAUUUUGGAAACUAACGUGAUGUUUUUCACUAGUGGGGACCGCCUGUCAAUUUUGGGUGGACCUCUUUGCUCUUGACCCAUACCCCAUGAGGAACAAAACCCUCACAGUGAAGAACAGGGAAUUACUCAAUAAAAACACAGAUGUUUAACAUUGAUCACUUA